Limulus polyphemus (Atlantic horseshoe crab) is the source of this 3087-nucleotide messenger RNA. Its product is annotated as Down syndrome cell adhesion molecule-like protein Dscam2. The record is from RefSeq and is a predicted model, not a curated record. The transcript has 16 exons. Lineage: Eukaryota; Metazoa; Arthropoda; Merostomata; Xiphosura; Limulidae. Gene Ontology annotation, molecular function: protein binding. The coding region runs from base 1 to 3072 and encodes 1023 amino acids.
AUGUCUCGUUUCUCGGUUGAAAGAGCCGGGAAACUACUUCUUGAAAGUCAUUCAGCAAUCUCUGAAUUGGUGACUCGUGGACCCAGGUUUCUUGAUGAGCCGCCCGAUGCUGUAGAAUUCACUAACACUUCUGGUGCGGUAGUACCCUGCCGCGCUGAUGGUCAGCCUGCACCUAGUAUCCAUUGGAUGAUCGGGAACCAAAACGUGGCUAAACACGGGAGACUACAAGAAAUCAGUUCAGAUGGAUCAUUAGUGAUUAAGCCAUUUCAACCCAGUGAUUAUCGGCCAGAUGUCCACUUCACUCAGUACAAGUGCAUAGUCAGUAACGAGUUUGGAAUCAUUCGGAGUAAGGAUGUCAGAGUAAGAGCAGUUAUCGUCAGACACUUUGAAGUUCAAGUGUAUAAUGAAUAUGUAAUCCGGGGAAACUCUGCAGUUCUCAAAUGCCACGUGCCUCCGCACGUGCAAGAUUUAGUGGAGGUGACAUCAUGGAUUCAAGAUGGAAAUAUACAUAUCACAUCCUCGGCUUUACGAGGUGGAAAAUACACCGUUCUAGCAGCUGGACGCUUGUUGGUGCGUGACGUCACAGACGAAGACGAAAGGAAAACUUUUCGUUGCCAAGUUUUCAAUCGUCUAACGUCAGAAUCUAAAAUAAGUAACAAAAACGGGAGAAUAAUUAUAACAGAUGUCCACAGUGUCAUUUCUCCAAGACUGAUAUAUUCUGUACCUGUAAUCAGGGGACAACAAGGCGAUACUUUGUCUCUCCCCUGCGUGGCACAAGGAAAUCCCGUUCCCCACUACGUGUGGUACAGGCUACACGAAAGAGAGAGAAUCCCCCUGUUUCUUGGACACAGAGUUUAUCACUACUCAGAGCUACUCACCCUGGAGUUCAUCUCUUUGGAAGAUAACGGUACUUACAUUUGUGUAGCAAACAACAGUGCUGGAGAGGUUGAGACUCAGACCGAUGUGAUUGUAACUGUGCCUUUUAAGGUUGACCUGAAACCACGUGUUCUCACAGCAGACUUUGGAGACCUUGUAACUUUUCGAUGUAGCAUAACACCUUCAAGACACCCAGCAAAGACGUUAAUGUGGUUUAAAAAUGGACAACCCCUCUCGGCAAACCCAAGAAUUAACAUAAUAGACAAAGGGAAUUUGAACAUUCAUUCAGUACAACGAGCUGAUAAAGGAAUGUAUCAGUGUAUGGUGACGUCGGGGGAAAUUGCAAGCCAAGACUCAGCAGAGCUUGUUCUCAGAGAACAACAUCCUAUAUUUCAUUCUACCUUCGAGACUAGUGUUGUCCAACCAAGUUCGACCAUUUCAUUGAAAUGUUCUGCUUCCGGUAUUCCACUUCCACAGAUUACGUGGACACGAGAUGGUGCUGUAGUACCGGAAGUCUAUCUCACUAGAAUUGGUGAUUACGUCAGCAAUAAGAACACAGUUAACAGUUACGUCAACAUAAGCGCUAUAAGUGGUUCGGAUGGCGGAGUUUAUACGUGCACUGCAGAAAAUAUAGUUGGUAAAGUUGCUUACUCGGCAAGAUUAGACGUCUAUGGACCACCAUAUAUUCGGCCAAUGGGCAAUCGAACAGUUUUAGCCGGAAGGUCAGCUGAUAUCCAAUGUCCUUUCAGUGGGUUUCCCUUGAAAGAAGUAUUUUGGGAAAAAGGUGAGAAGAAAAUACCGUUCAACCAUCGACAACGAUCUUUCCCUAACGGUACCCUAGUGUUAUUAGACGUUCUACAUCAGGAUGCUGGAUGGUACGCUUGUGGCGCCACAGACGGAGAAGAAAGAAACGCCAAACAGGAGCUAUGGAUAACAGUGGCAACGCCACCUGCAAUCGAACCGUUUAAGGUACCCACUGACCUCUCCGAGGGCGAGAGAGCAUCCCUGAUGUGUGUGGUUUCAGCCGGUGAUCUUCCAAUCUCUAUAAGCUGGAAAAAAGACGGAUUGCCACUGCCCUCUGACCUAGAGGCGUCAGUCAUACUGGCCAAUAACUACACUUCUAUACUCUCCUUCCCAGUUGUUCGACACAAACACAGAGGAAACUACACGUGUGUAGCCUCAAACCCUGUAGCAUUAGAUAAUUUUACGGCACCACUUGAUGUGAAAGUUCCUCCAAAGUGGAAGCUUCGGCCCGUAGAUCAAACUACAGUCCUGGGCCAUAGGGUACUUUUUGACUGCCAAGCUGAAGGAUUUCCCUCUUCUGUUGCCCGCUGGAAAAAAGCUGUCGGAGAAAAGGGCGAGUUUAGAGUGGUCAUCAGUAACGCUAACAUUCAGAUCCUAGAAAACGGUUCAUUAGUAAUCCAAGAAGUUCACCCUAAAGAUGCUGGAUCUUACAUGUGUCAACUGACCAAUGGCGUUGGCCCUGGUCUCAGUACUGUCGUGGAUCUUUCCGUCCACGGUAGGUCAAAGAUUAAAAAAAAUCUUACUUUGUCUAGAUACGUGUUUAUGACAUUACCAGAUUUGCAUGUUUCAUCAUUUGAAAGUAACCCUUAUGUACAACAUGGGCUAAACAGUCAGGUCAGAGACCCCUUAUACUUCAGGUACAUCUUUAAAGAAACGGUAGAGCCGAAUGGAAAGGUGUCUACAGUUAGAAUCACUUCCGUCAGUCGUAGAGAAUCUGGCCUGUUUGUCUGCAGCGUGGAGAAUGCUUUUGGAAGAGGAGAGACGGGUUUCCAAGUAGUGGUUCAAGAGAAACCGGACCCGCCUAAAGACUUCAAAGUCAAAGACAAAAGCAGUCGAUUUGUGUCCAUCGUGUGGGCUCCACCUUUCAAUGGGAACAGCCCGGUAACAAAGUAUCUGCUGGAAGUAAAGUCGACAUCGGAUUUUUGGACCGAGGACAGUAAUAUUAUAGCUAUUGAAGCAUCAAGAACUCAGUACACAAUUCAGGAUUUACAGCCGUUAUCGUCAUACAAAAUACGCAUGCGCGCAAGUAAUACCCUCGGAGCCAGUGACUAUAGUGACGUAAUAAUGGUUACAACUGAUGAAGAGCCACCUGGUGAGAAACCCCGAGAAGUAACGGUUUCAGCUACAGGAUCCCGAUCGAUCCACGUUGUUUGGAAGGUGAGUCGUAAAUGAUCUUCUAUGUACAAC